CGCGCAUCCCCCUCUUUAGAAUAAUAAUAACAUAUGAAGUGAAAGUUCUUUUUUUUUGGUCUGUGAUUUCUUUAGACCUACGUCUUUAGACUUCGUUUUUCUGUUCGAGUGUAGUAUCUGCUAUAAGAGGGAGCGCUCCUUUUUAUAAUAUACAAUCAGAAUUUGUACUCAGUGGGUCGUGACUAUAGAAGUAUGAAAACAAUGACUUAUGGAUAAAGUGAAAAACUACAUAGUAUAAUUUGCUUUGCGAAUUUAAGUUGAUUAUUUUAAACGAAAAUGAAUAGUUCAUUAUUUGGAACAAUGUCAAUUAAAUAAUUGGAGAAAUAACUGUAUUCUUAUUUUUAGCAUUAGAUAUUGUAUUACUCUUUGGCUUAGGGCCCGAAACUAGUUUGAUAAAAAGAAGUGUAUAGUCCUUAUCGACCGUUGUUAAUUAGGUCAUCAGCCUGACCACGCCUUUCGUUGACCCGGUUCAAGCUAAACAUUUCAUUAACCCAGUUGUAUGUUAAUUAGAACCUGGGAAUUACCCAAACUUUUGGCUAGCGGUCAGCACUAUCCAAAAUCAAGUAGACCUAUAAGUUGUGUAUUGCUAGUCAUUUACUGGAGUUUAAGUUCAAACAGAAUUUUGAAAUAACAAACAAAAGAACGAGAGUUGUGUGUUGCUAAAUUAGUUUUUAAACUUAGGAUUGUACAACUCUAGAUUCUUGUCGACAUCUAUUCAAAAAGUAACAAUCAAUGUUGUGAGUUUGGAUCUGUUACAACCAAAGUUGGAUGUUGUGCAAACAAAGACUAUACUUUCCAUUUGGUUAUACACUAAACAAGUUGCUCCUAUUGAAUGCUGGACAGAACUUACAGAUAAAACUAAUACAACCUUCUGGGGAGGAAAUUCUUCCCACGCCUGACGAGUGGACAACGUGGACUAACAUCACACUAUUGCCGUGAGGGCAACUCCUUCGCCGAACAGCCGCCCAGAGAGCAGUUUCUUCGCCACGUACUGGAAACAACUCUUUCGGCACACGCUAUUUCCCAUACAUGAACUUCUUCAACACAUUAUUGACCUGAAAGCAACUCCUUCAACACACUAUUGACCUGAAAGCAACUCCUUCAACACACUAUUGACCUGAAAGCAACUUCUUCAACACAUUAUUGACCUGAAAGCAACUCCUUCAACACACUAUUGACCUGAAAGCAACUCCUUCAACACACUAUUGACCUGAAAGCAAUUCCUUCAACACACUAUUGACCUGAAAGCAGCAACUCCUUCAACACACUAUUGACCUGAAAGCAACUCCUUCAACACACUAUUGACCUGAAAGCAACUCCUUCAACACACUCUUGACCUGAAAGCAACUCCUUCAACACACUCUUGACCUGAAAGCAACUCCUUCAACACACUCUUGACCUGAAAGCAGCAACUCCUUCAACACACUAUUGACCUGAAAGCAACUCCUUCAACACACUCUUGACCUGAAAGCAAUUCCUUCAACACACUAUUGACCUGAAAGCAACUCCUUCAACACACUCUUGACCUGAAAGCAACUCCUUCAACACACUCUUGACCUGAAAGCAACACCUUCAACACACUAUUGACCUGAAAGCAACUCCUUCAACACACUAUUGACCUGAAAGCAACUCCUUCAACACACUAUUGACCUGAAAGCAACUCCUUCAACACACUAUUGACCUGAAAGCAACUCCUUCAACACACUCUUGACCUGAAAGCAACUCCUUCAACACACUAUUGACCUGAAAGCAACUCCUUCAACACACUAUUGACGUGAAAGCAACUCCUUCAACACACUCUUGUUCUGAAUACAACUCCUUUACAACUUUGAUGCUAGACCAUGUCAGUAGCUUUGACUGUCGCUGUCGCUGUAGUCUCGGCAGUAGCAAACACCUACGGCCUGUAUCCUGGUGGCAGGAACCACAGCGGCGUGGAGAUGGGUUUGGAGAACGUGAGCACCAGCACAGUCCCAGGGAAGGAGUUGGAGAACAUUACUUACUUUAACAAGUGGGAGAUCUCUACGUCACUGGAGGGUAUUUUGGUACCUAUUGUCUUUGUCAUCACUUUCAUUGUCGGACUGGUCGGUAAUGGGACACUCAUAGUCUCCGUCAUUGCUAACAAGGUGAUGUGCAAUAUCCCCAAUAUCUUCAUUGUCAGUUUGUCGAUUGGCGACUUUCUUCUGAUACUGGUCUCUGUACCGGUCACUUCAUUCUAUUACACAUUCAAAAACUGGCCCUUUGGUGAAGCCAUGUGUAAAAUCAAUGAGGUCACUCAAACCAUUUCUCUAGGCGUUUCCGUCUUCACGCUGACCGCCCUGAGCGCCGACCGUUACGUUGCGAUUGUCAACCCCAUGGCCAAGCUGACCGGGCGCACCUUGCGGACCACCAUCGUCACUGUAGUGGUCAUCUGGCUGUUGUCCACACUGCUAGCCCUUCCCGACGCUAUCUUUGGUAAGGAAACUCGUUACGAAAUCAACGGGACGGUGAUUCUGAUCUGCCACCAAUUCGAGCCGCUGGACCAUGAUCACGGCAAGAUUUUUUUUAUGCUCCGGUUUGUCAUCUUUUUCCUCCUGCCCAUUAUCACCAUCGGAUUCUUCUACAUCAACAUGGCGAGGAUCCUCAUCCGAAGUAGCAGCAACGUCCCGGUGGACUCCAAGACUGGCGCCGUCAAUCACAACCGUCAGAUGAUCGCCAGGCGUAAGGUGGCUCACGUGGUACUCAGUUUUGUCAUUAUUUUCAUCAUCUGUUGGCUGCCGAGACACAUUUACCUCAUUCUCUGGAACUAUAUGAACCACGAGUACGAUGAAUUCUGGCACGUGCUGAAAAUCCUGACCUUCUGUCUGACCUUCAUCAACUCUUGCGUGAAUCCUUUCGCGCUCUACUUUCUGAGCGGACAGUUCCGGAAGUAUUAUAACCGUUACCUGUUCUGCUGCUGCCAGCGAGUGCGAUACGAUAGCCUUGAGCCCACGUCGACCAUGCACAAUCUGCACAGCACGAGUCGUAGGCAGAGUCUGACCAACACGUCUAUCGUCCACUCUCAGUCAAUGUGUUGACUAGCCGGCUGGCUUUUGAAACGAACAAGUCCGGGAAAGCAACGAGCUCAGUGCGGGAGUGUGGCCUCUAGUCAUUUCCAAAGUCCAAGAUAUCAAACGGGAAACUUCUUACAGGAAACUGUCAUGUGACUGUCAUGUGACGAGGUAAUCAAAACUUGUACUGUUGGACUGAACAAUCAGGAUCGUGAAUGGUUUUAAAACUUGUAUUCACUGAAACCAUGUGGCGCAGGUUUAUACACUUCUUGAAUCAAAGCGAAUUUGUUAUAACUACUGACGCCCAGAGAGCUCGCCAAUAGAACUAGAAUCGAUCAUUGGAAUGAUAAGAGGAAGUCAUUAACUGGCCACGACACUUAGAGAGAGAGAGAGAGAGAGAGAGAGAGAAAGAGAGAGAGAAGAUAGAUCUGCUAGAGUGAGUCUGAUAUCGGGAGAUUGUCAAAAUGAGUAUAUUGGCAUCGGAAGAAGAGGACAUAAAUUAGGGCUCCUCUGCCAUGAUGAGAGUCUCCACGUGACUUUUGAUGGAUUAAGUCAUUACUGUAGACAGAAUGUUUGGCUUUAUGUAUUUCCUUUCGAUUGUUUGUUAAAAAAAGUCUAAGAAGAAGAACAAAAGAUCUACCAAAUGUAUCGCCUAUUUAUGGACGUUCUCAAUAUGUUCACUUUUAAAGAUUUAAUGCUACUAUAUCAUGGCUUGUGUCAUCAGGUGUCUUGUCAUAUGUGACAUUCAAGACACACAACCCUAAAGAGACAUUGUCAAUACCGCAUCUAUACUGUUUACAUUUAAAAUAACUUAUCAUGAUAAACUUGUCAUGCUAUUGUUACUUCUAUAGCUUUACUGAACAAUGCUCAACUUGAAGAUCGCUUGUCAGUUAAACGUUUCAACUGAAUGAUACUGCUUAGCAACCAGAUGAUAACCAACACAUACGAACGAAUUCGUGCUACACUCCUCAUAUGGGUCGGUUCAUAUUGAACACGAUAAUGGCACACACUUUUACAUCAGAUUAGCGCCCUUACAUUGGCUUAAUCUAUUUAUAUCAUCUAAUCUGAGAUUUUUUUCUGACUCUUCUGGCUAGCCCGGCCUUCUAGUAGCUCAUCACAUUAACAUUGGAUUCUCUCUUCUGGCUAGCCCGGCCUUCUAGCAGCUCAUCACAUUAACAUUGGAUUCUCUCUUCUGGCUAGCCCGGCCUUCUAGCAGCUCAUCACAUUAACAUUGGAUUCUCUCUUCUGGCUAGCCCGGCCUUCUAGCAGCUCAUCACAUUAACAUUGGAUUCUCUCUUCUGGCUAGCCCGGCCUUCUAGCAGCUCAUCACAUUAACAUUGGAUUCUCUCUUCUGGCUAGCCCGGCCUUCUAGCAGCUCAUCACAUUAACAUUGGAUUCUCUCUUCUGGCUAGCCCGGCCUUCUAGCAGCUCAUCACAUUAACAUUGGAUUCUCUCUUCUGGCACCAAUUUCAGCAAGAUGUGGAUAGAAGAUUUUAGGAAGUGUUACAGCGUUGAUACUUGUUAGCACUAGGAGGAGGCAUUAGUCAUUCUGUAGAAUGCCUAAUAAAAGUUAAAAAAAUUAUAAUUGAUUGUAUUGACUUAGAAGAAUGAAAGACAGAUGACCUAGGCCUAUAUAUCUCUAUGAGCAGUGGAACAGUUCGAUACUUCUUGUCAUACGAAAGUGUAACAUACAGAACUCAAACAUCCGAGUGUGGAAUUGAGUUGAGUUCCACACAUGUAGCUCAAAAUGAAGUAGCAAUAUGAAUCCCACCCCCCACGCCCCAUGUAAUGAGAGGCCGAGACCUGGCCCUACAUCCAAGACGACUGCUGAGGACGGGCCCAACAGGAAGACUCGAUGAAACUUGGAUUUGAGUGUUUUUAUUAUUUUUUUGUAUGAUCCUUUGUAUUUUGUCGACCUGGGACACUUGACUGUCAGCGAGUUUUGUCAGCAAGUAAAAAGUGUGAUAAAUGGAUGUUUUAGAGUGUCAACAUUAUAUGUUUGAUAACUUCUUCAUUAUGUUGUCUGGACUUGUUCAUUGGAACGUUUUUAUACCGGAGAUUAUUCUGUACAGAAAUAUUCCUUUUUAUAUUCUAAAUGCCAGAGUUUUUUUUUCUGAAUAAAUAAAUAAAUAAAUAAAUAUAUAUUGUGCUAUGAUUUCUACUUUAACUAAGUAUCUUGCAAUUUAUAAUCAAUGCAUUUCUUCAUAUAUCCGUGAACGGUUGUUAUAAGAUGAUAUUGACUAAAGAGAGAAACAACUAAACUGAACCAAAGAUAAACCAAAAAUCAGCGUAUCUCAAACUGUAGGGCAUGUCAUCCUCGAGUUAGAAUGUAUAUUUUAUUUGCGAGAGACGUUUGCAACAAGAUCGACUCAGAAUCAGUUUUUUGUCGAAGGAUACAUCUUUGCUGAAGCGAGUGUACUGGACGUUCUCAUGUCCGAACGGACGAAUUUCUCCCGGCAGUCUGACAUCGUUUCGUUGACUUUGGACUAAACAAUGCUACACGUUUAACCAAGCCUAUAGAUAUUAUACCUAGACUAUAAAAAAAUGACGAAUUCGUAUCCGUUCGUUAUGUAGGAAACUCUUUUUCAGGCUGGCUGACUCAGGCAACCCAUUCCAUGUUCUAAACAUUAGAAUGAUUAUUAGUAUUUUGUUACAUAUGUUAGGUUAAAAACAAAUAGUCACUUUUUAUAACUACUUUAUUAAACAACAUCUGGUUUCAGGUUUUUGAAGUUGUUCACAUUUGUGUGUACCGGCACGUCCAGUCUGGGGGUUCUAUAUCUAUUGAGAGCUCCAAGAUCCCUCAACUCAAGAAAACAUUAACAGACACAAAAUAGAGCAGUGAGAUUCAUAACAAACGAAUAUUCACAUUUGACUAGAGUAACACCUUUAGUAAAAUCACUAAAUUUAGAAAGCCUUCAGGAUAGAAGACUUAAAAGUAAAGUAGCAAUUAUACAUAAAACACUGAACCAUAAUCUUCAAAUACAAAAUUUAAUAAAAUAUUCAGAAAGACACAAAUAUAAAGGCACAUUCCUCGUCCCAUAUGCUAAUACAAAUUUGUACAAAUACUCCUUCUUCCCUAGUGCUAUUAGAGCAUGGAAUGGGUUGCCUGAGCUAGCCAGGAAAACCAGUGACUUGGCAGAAUUUAGGUCAUUGGUUAAUAUGCAUGACCAAAUGCAUGACGCGUGGGACGUAAUCAUCUUCUUUUUUGAAGUAACGUCUGUAUUAUAUAAGAAGAUAAGAUUACAAGAGACGGUGCGCAAAAUGUUUCUUAGCAUCUAUUUUUAAACCUAGACUGGACAAUUGAAAUGAAUUCUUAUCCGACUAUCAUCAGCUAUAUAUAUAUUGUUAUGUUUGUAACUCUUUUCCAGGCUGUAAGGGAAGUCGCCCCGAAUCUAUGAAAAUCUUUUCUGUCUUAGAAAAGUAAUGAUCUUCAGUUUUUUAAGUUUAGACAUAAUGCAAAAUGCGGAUUUUAAAUAGAAUGGGCUAUCAAUCACAGAACUAUAUAUUCAAGCAAAUCUAUAAAAUAACUCCAUUUCUUGUUAGUUUCCAUUGAGAUAAUGUUUCGAAAAUCCUAGAUCGAAGUAAUUUAGGUCUUAUGAUUUUAAUCAUCUUGCGUAGCCUACAUUUAAAUAGAUUGAUUACCUAGAUCUUACUAGAUUAUGCAUCUAAAAAUUGCAAAAUAAUAAUAGUGCUCAUAUUUCAAUGUUCAAUUACUAGAUCUAGAUCUAUACAUUAAAUUAUAUGUUACAUAGGUUAGGGUUAAAAAAAAACCAACCACGCUACUUCCUAUAACUACUCUACAAAACAAAGUCUUCUUUCAGCUUUGUUUCAGAACGCAGGUAAGCGAUUCAUUCCGCUUUUUUUUUCUUUAUUUUUAUAUGACCUGCACUCUUCUUACUUGGAGAAAAAGUUUGUUAGGGUUAGGGUUAGGAGAAUCCAUUUCUGAAGCUUUGAAUGCAGGAAGUCUCUUGGUUUCAAAAGCUCAUCCCCACACCUGACUUGGGGAGCAUAAGUUUGACAAUGGCCGCCCCCCCCCCCUUUACCUUGAAUGUGCAAGACAUUCAGAGCACCAUGUUACAAACACUUUGUCUCUAGAGUUAUUUAAGAGUAAGUCCAAGACUGCUUUAUAAGUUAUUCCAAAGUUGACAUCACCUCACGCCGUCUGUCAGGUACACAGUUUUGAACACGUUAUUUCACUCACUUCCAAUUUUCGGAGCAAUUUGAAACUUUGCACAAUUAUUCAUUCUCCCUUACAAACUAUGAAUUCAUAAAGUAAAAAAUCAAAUUAAUUAAUUAAUUAGUGUUUAUUAAUUAAUUUUGUUUGAUACUGGAAAAUUAUAUAAAUAUGAAAGUAUUCAGAAAUAUGGCUAAAAGUGUUCUUUCUUUGUUUUAAAAAUAGUGUUCUGUAUAAUUUGCUUGUUAUUUGGAAUUGACUUGUGAUAUGUACUUUUAUGUACCUGAUAUUUGUAAAAAUUGUUUUUGUUUAUUUUUUUAUUAUUUUUGUUUCAAACAUAUGAUUCAUUUGUUAUAAAAAUGGAAAGCUUUCUUUAAAAUAUAUUUUUGUAUGAUAGAAGUAUAGUCAUAUAUAAUUGCAUAGGUAUGUCUGUAUUACUUUUGAUCAGUUCAUCACUUUCACUUCACAUUGAGGCUAUGUCCAUUUGAUGUAGGCCUACUAUAAACUUCCACUAUCACAUUGGAUUAGUGGAAAUACCCAAAUUGUGUUUCAAAAAGACCACAACACAUGUUGAGAAAUACUAUCUGAUCAAAAAGAAAAGAAUCUAAAUUAUAAUUAAUUCUUCACAUUAUCAAUAUCUAAAAUAAUAUUCGAGCCAUUCUCUAUUUUUUUUGUUAGUUUGUUUAUAGAGCUUGAUUUAAAUAAGAUGACUUCCUUGGAUGAAGUAGUGUAACCAUCUAUAAAUAGAAUUGGAGUGUCUACUAAAAAUAGCACAGAGCUUUUGCAACUCCUCUCCCCCCGUAUUUGUUGUCUGCACAAUUUCUUGACCUCUCUCUUCUUGUCAUUGAGCGGUUACCACGUGACAUUUGCACGCAGUCAAAUAGUUUAGGCAUCGAUUCUUUAUUUAUAUACUCAAAAAUGUUUUCAAAUGUUUGCAAAAGUUUUUAAUAGUUCCCAUUUCAACAUGUUGAUAUUUUUGUGUUUACAAUGCUGUGAUCAUUUUGUGGAUAUUUUAAAACAAACAUUCUGACCAACACAAAGAGGAGGCCAUAAGAUCUAAACAAAGUUGAAACAAAAGAUUGUUUAAAAUCGUCUUGGUGUUGACUGAAACCACACACCCACCUGCACAAAACCUGCUAGACAAUCCUCUUAUUGUACAUGUCUUUGUUUUGUCUUGUAUCCUCGCUCUACUGCAUUAUGUCUACAGCCAUGCUCCAUGUUUUGAAUGCUAUUGUUGCGAGAUGUGAGACUCAAAUAUUUUGUAUGCUCAGGCCUGAUAAACAACAACUGGUUAUAAAGAUUCUAUAUCAUUCACUUGUCUAAAUAAAAUUCAUGAACAAAUUGCGACUGAAACAAA
Biomphalaria glabrata is the source of this 8557-nucleotide messenger RNA. Its product is annotated as neuropeptide CCHamide-1 receptor-like. Gene Ontology annotation, biological process: G protein-coupled receptor signaling pathway. Gene Ontology annotation, molecular function: G protein-coupled peptide receptor activity. Lineage: Eukaryota; Metazoa; Mollusca; Gastropoda; Planorbidae. Gene Ontology annotation, cellular component: membrane. The record is from RefSeq and is a predicted model, not a curated record. The transcript has 5 exons. The coding region runs from base 1842 to 3053 and encodes 403 amino acids.